This is a messenger RNA of Myzus persicae (green peach aphid), 3894 nucleotides long. RefSeq names its product golgin subfamily A member 4 (gene Pif1A). The record is from RefSeq and is a predicted model, not a curated record. Lineage: Eukaryota; Metazoa; Arthropoda; Insecta; Hemiptera; Aphididae. The coding region runs from base 241 to 3741 and encodes 1166 amino acids. The transcript is spliced from 18 exons.
AAUAUAAUAUCGUCUUUUGACUGGCCGGCCAGAUCGGAGUCCGGAGUGGUGCCGUCGCGGUGUCCGUCCGCUGCAACGCGUCUGUAAUAAAUAAUUAAAUAAUAAUACUAAUUAUUAUUUUAGUUCGUUUAAAUACCGUAAAAAAUCAACGCGAGAGGGACGCUUACCCUAAAUUCGGGACACACAUGCUGUUGACAUUUCGUCAUCAUCGUCAUAACUCACAGACACGAUAAUAGCAGGAUGUGGCCUUAUAUACGGAAAACAGAGAGCGUUGCAGAGCUCAAGAUGAAAUUCACCGGUAACCAAAAUGUCAAAAACGGCAUUGGGGUUUCGGGUAAACCAACCAGGAUACCGCAGACGAGCACAAGUACCGUAGCGACAAAAAACGGGGUGAAACAGAAAAUGCCGGCUGUAAACUCCAAAGAAAUGAUCAAAGAUACAGUUGAAGAUUUGUCGCUUACGAGCAAAAAUUCGAGUAGAGUCAAAGACCUGAUCAAAAAGCUAAACGAAGGUUCCCAACAGUCCAGUUUUAAAAAAAAAGGAUCAGCCCAUAUGAACGACGCCUCUUCAGAAACUGGCUCACCAAAACUUACUGACCGAAUCACUAGCAUUAAGGUACAAAAAAUAUUAACAAAUUCGUCAAAAGCGACCGUUCAAGAUGUUCUGGACGUACGGAAAAAAUCUGUCGAAGGCAAUAACCGCGUGGGAGGAAACACGGCCAAUUCGAUAAUUUCAGACAAUGAAAAUCAAUUACCACAGAUGGUAGACUUGGAAACUAUGUUUUCAUUACUCUCAGAGAAACAUUCAGAAUUACUGCGUGCAUACAAUUGCAUGCAAGUGCAACAACUCAAAGACUCGACGUUGCGUAAAGACAAACGAGAAAUCCAACGGUUGUCAAAUAUAAAUUCUGACCUUUUAAUUGAAGUGAAUAAAUUGCAAGCGCAACUUAAAGAAACAUCAGAACACAACGAACUACUCGAGUUCAGGCUUUUGGAGUUGGAAGAUAUCGAAACAACGACCAAAUUGAAAAUUCAAAACCGUGAAACCACCGAAGAUAUGAGCGACUCCGGUGUUAUGUCACUGGCCACCAGUGAUGAUUUUUGCAGUGACGGAGACCAACACGAAAACGAAUUAGAUGUAAGGCGGUGUGAUAACAUUAAACAACGACUGAUGGAAAUGUACAACAGCGUAUGUUAUUGCGUAGAAGAUAGAUCAACAAUUAAUCAAGUACUAGCUCUCAUACGGAAUUUCGAGUGCCGUUUAAUAGACGUAAAUCAAAAUGAUCGCCAUAAGCAGGCGUAUACAGACUGCCUUCAAGAAAGUGGUAUUUUUGAAGAGGAUAUUUAUUCGGAAGCUAUAUCAGAAGCGACUCAAACGGAAAGUCCUAUUGAAAAAACCAUAGGUAUUCUUUCUACCGAUUUAACCGAAGAACUUAGAAAAUUAUCUAGAAUUCGUGAAAAAAUCGAAGAACGCAAAGUGCCAUUAGUUGAUGAUCGAGUUGCUAAAGAAUUGUCGUUUUAUAAAGAACACUGGCGAACUUUAGAAAGGAAAAUCGAAGCUUAUGAAUGUGACGGAGACGAUAGAGUGAAACUUUUAACGUCAACUAUCGAUAGAGAAUCAAGACUGGCCAGUGAAAUAAAACUUUUAUAUACCACUAUAGACAAACUAAAAGAACAAAAUCGAUCUAUUGAAGAAGAAAAAUGUGAAUUCGAAGAGGCGGAAAAUGACACUAGACUUAGAUUCCAGAAGUUGGAAAACAAAUACAUGACAUUGGCUGAAAAAAAAAAUACCUUACAGACAGAAUUGAAUGUCAAGGCACAAGAAAUCGAAGCACUCCGCCAAGAGUUAUCUGAAGUAAAUGCAAAAAAAUGCGAAGCCCGUAAGCACGCGGCCUCCAUGGAAGCACUGAUCAACAAAUAUGAGCAGAGAAAUUUUGAACUUGAAGAAUCCGAGAUGGAAACAAAAUGUAAAUUACAAAUUUUGGAAAAUGCAUGGCCGGCAAUAGUGUUAUGGAAUAUAUGGCGUGUUGUAUGUAAACAUUAUCGCAAAUCCAAAUCAACGUCGGCUAUUGAGUACAAACAGUCUACAGAACUGGACAUAGAUUAUUUAGAAAAACUGCGUAUCAUGACCAAAGAGCGAAUGGAAAUGGAAAAAAGGAUCCAUGACCUUGAGUUUAAAGAAAAUGUGUAUCAACAGACAUUACAACAGGCUGAUAACAUUUUAGCUAACGUCGAGGAAGGUUACAAGCGGCAAAUCGAAGAACUGAACUCAGAACUGGCUGAAAAACAAAAACAGUUAACAGAUCGUGAGAACCGGAUGCGGUUAUCAGCUGAUUCUAGAAAUAGGGAACCAGAACUUUUAGACAGAAUACAUGGACUCGAAACGGAGAUACGAGAACUUAUGCACAAGCUUAAAGCUAAAGAUGUGGAAAAGCAGUCUUGGGUCCGUCGUGAAACUCAACUUAGAAAUGAUAUGGAUCAGUUCGUCAAUGAAGUUUGCCAAAUCAAAUCAGAAAAUGCCGUACUCAAAAAUCAAUUAGAUUGCGAGAAAAUGAAAUUUAAAGACCUACAGAAAGACAUUAAUUUCAAACAGUCGGUGUACGCUGAAUUGGAGGAGAAAUCCAACGCAGAAGCAAAAAACUACCAAUCUACCAUACUAAAAUUAUCGAAACAAAUUGAUGAGUAUGACGUCACAAACGGAGAACUCAAAGAAGAAGUCGAAACCCUUGAGGCACACGUAAAACUUUUACGAAAUGCACUAGCUGAAGAAAAGGAAAUCAAAGAAAACAUAACUGUAGAGUUAAACCAAGAACUGUCACGUAAACAAGAAAUUAUUGAUAGUUUAGAAAGGCACAUGUCGUACAAUGGAUCGAAAAAUGCUGCCGAGGAGCUGCAGUGUGAAAACUUAAAAACUAACAAUGUUGGAAAAUUAAACUUGGAGCAAAUCGAUGAUAACGAUGAUCACACAACAACGCCACAACUAUCGAACCUAACACAAUUACAAACGUGUGAUGCCUGUUUUAAACAUUUUGAACCAAUUUUACAAAAAAUUAUGCACAAUUUCAACGACGUUUGUCCAACGUUAGACUCAAAUAGCAAUUUAAACGUGUCGGAGGACUCUACUAAAACGUCCGAUGAUCGCCCAAAAUCUGUGAAACCCGUACAACACAAAUGUCCGCUUAAGAUAAAACAAACAGUUUGUCACCUAACCAAACAAGCAGCCAUGUUGGAGGCCAAAAAUUUCGAAAAAAACAAGAUAAUUAUGAUGCUGGCUGACGAACUGCUAUAUUUAUCUGAGCACGACAAGUGGAGUAGGCGAUUAGAGUUCACGAGAGGUCUCGAUUCCGUUCCAUCCACUCGAUACGCUCCCGACUUUAAUUGCACGACCGUAGAAAAAUACUUGAACGGUGGCACCGAGUGCACUUCGGACGAAAAGAGCGACGACCGUAAAUACAUGUGCCUGAUUGGACCGGAAAACCCUAUCGGUCUGCACGUCGUCAGGCAGAUCGGACCAGACGGCAUCAUUCUGGCGUGGAAAUCGCCACAACCCAAUCCGGCUGGCUCGUACGAGCUGUGCCUGAACGGGAAAUUAGCGCAGAGGAUCCCGUGCACGGGACGUUCGACGACCGUGUUGUGUCCUGUCAACCUGCAGGAACCUCUCACUAUCACGAUGAGCGCGGUGAACGACGAAGACGGAACGGCGAUGCCACCAAUCACCAUUCACCAUCCCUUCGUCAUAUGAACCCCGUCAGCCGCCCGUCGUCGUUUCUCUAGUCUUCAGCAUUACUGCAAAAAAUCAAUCAAAACCGUCCAGCUGUGUAACAAGUCACAUUAUUGUAUAUGUAAUAACCGUCAUAAUAAUAUGUACACGACACAUCGAGUUAUGGUAUAUACC